Messenger RNA from Penicillium macrosclerotiorum, 249 nucleotides. RefSeq names its product hypervirulence associated TUDOR domain-containing protein. The record is from RefSeq and is a predicted model, not a curated record. The coding region runs from base 1 to 249 and encodes 82 amino acids. Lineage: Eukaryota; Fungi; Ascomycota; Eurotiomycetes; Eurotiales; Aspergillaceae. The transcript has 3 exons.
AUGGAAAACAGUGAUAUUUGGGACAAAUACGGCAACCCUAUUCAUAAAGCAGAUUACGUAUUUACAAGAAUACGUGGAGGCUCGCAUGAGGGCAAGGUGGAAGAGAUCAUAACCGAUGACAACCGAGCUGCAGAACUAUCAUUAAAGCACCCUCCUAAGAUCUUAUUCCAGAACAAGGACGGGAAAAAGGUAGCGCAUAAUCCGGGUGCUUUGGAAAUCAAAAUGGGCACUUUUGAAGAAACUAUGUGA